Messenger RNA from Oryza brachyantha (malo sina), 1853 nucleotides. RefSeq names its product zinc-finger homeodomain protein 4-like. The record is from RefSeq and is a predicted model, not a curated record. Gene Ontology annotation, cellular component: nucleus. Gene Ontology annotation, biological process: regulation of developmental process; regulation of DNA-templated transcription. Gene Ontology annotation, molecular function: transcription cis-regulatory region binding; DNA-binding transcription factor activity. Lineage: Eukaryota; Viridiplantae; Streptophyta; Magnoliopsida; Poales; Poaceae. The transcript is spliced from 2 exons. The coding region runs from base 77 to 1504 and encodes 475 amino acids.
CAAAAGAAAAUCACAGUGGAGGCAUGCUCGUGCUGCUCCCUGACACACCACAGUCUCUCUCUCUCUCAUCCUCUGAAUGAAUCAAGCUUGGAUUCCUGAUAGUGCAAGCAAAGCAAAGCACCAGACACUGCCUAAUUCUUCUCUUCUCUUCUCUUUUUUUUUUUCAUUUUCCUCUCCAUACAUUUUCACUCAUCAGUGUCUCUGCUUCCAUCUCUUCAUCUCUUUUCUCCUGAUUACUAGUGCUACUGCUGCUAGUACUGUACACCACAUGCAAGAUGCAAGCACUGAAAAAUACAAGCUGCAGACAAGAACAGAAGCAGCAAGAAGGAUCUUUGCAGUGAGGCGGCAGGAGGAAGAAGAAGAGGAGUUUGAGGUUGAGGUUGAAGAAAGGAUGGAUCUUUCUGGGACGCAAGGCGAGCUGCCGAUCCCAAUGCACGCCGCCGCCGUCGCCUCGCCGUACGCCGCUGCGGCCAUCGGCGGCUCCGGCGGCCAUGUCAUGGAGCUCCACCACCACAAUGAGCAUGUGAGCAACAAUGGCGGGGGGCACGCUCAGUCUCACGCGCUGCAAUCGCCUGCCGCAGCGGCUGCGGGGGAGAGCUCGCCGGUGGCCAAGAAGCGCGGUCUGUUGGUGGCCGCCGGAACUGGUGGUGGUGGUGGAGGCGCAGGAGCAGGCGCAGCGGCGGUGAAGUACAGGGAGUGUCUGAAGAACCACGCCGCGGCCAUCGGCGGCAACGCCACCGACGGGUGCGGCGAGUUCAUGCCCAGCGGCGAGGAGGGCUCGCUGGAGGCGCUCAAGUGCUCGGCCUGCGGCUGCCACCGCAACUUCCACCGCAAGGACGUCGACGACUUCGACGGCGACAGUUGCGCCACUCACGCGCACGGCCACGGCCUUGGAUACGGCGGCGCCCUCCGCGCCGGCGGCAGCCGUCACCUCCUCGGGCCAGCCGUGCCGCCGCACCACCACAAGAACGGCGGAGGGGGCCUCCUCGUCGCCACCGACCCCUACGGCGCCGCCUACGCCGCGGCGCGCGCGCUCCCGCCUCCGCCGCCGCCGCACGGGCACCACCACCAGAUCAUCAUGCCGCUCAACAUGAUCCACACGUCGGAGUCCGACGAGAUGGACGGCAGCGGCGGCGCCAUGGCCGCGCGCGGCGCCUCGGGGGGAGGCGGCGGCGGCGGCUCAUCGUCGUCGUCCAAGAAGCGGUUCCGCACCAAGUUCACCGCCGAGCAGAAGGCGCGCAUGCUGGACUUCGCGGAGCGCGUCGGGUGGCGCCUCCAGAAGCUCGACGACGCCAUGGUGCAGCACUUCUGCCAGGAGAUCGGCGUCAAGCGCCGCGUCCUCAAGGUCUGGAUGCACAACAACAAGCACAACCUCGCCAAGAAGCCGCUCCCGACCUCGCCGCCGCCGAUGAUUCCCAUGGCCAUGCCGCCGUCGCCGCCAAUGCCGAUGCCGCCGUCGCAGCAGCCCGAGCCGUCGACCUCGCCGCAGCUCAAGCUGGAGUGACCUAGCAGCAUAGCAACCAAACACCAUUGCCAUUUCACUGUUCGAUCGAAGAAGAGAGAAGUGAACUCCCAAAAAAAAAAAAAACUCAAGUUAUCAUCAUCUUUUUCUCCCUUUUUUUCUUGGAUUUUAUUUUCUUUGUCAUAAUGUAGGGGAGCAAGCAUGAGAUGAGGAAGAACAUGCAUCAUAGGUGAACUCUUUCUUUUUUCUGAAUUUCCUGAACUCUAUUUUUUUUUCUCACAUUUUCUUGGUUGGUGUCUCUGACUUAAAUUCUCUAGCUAGCAAGUGCUAGGCUUGGUGAUCUGAGCAUUGAGUUGUUAUGGAUCAGAUGGUGUAUUAAAGAAUUAAUUUU